Telopea speciosissima is the source of this 519-nucleotide messenger RNA. RefSeq names its product peptidyl-prolyl cis-trans isomerase 1-like. The record is from RefSeq and is a predicted model, not a curated record. Lineage: Eukaryota; Viridiplantae; Streptophyta; Magnoliopsida; Proteales; Proteaceae. Bases 1 to 519 code for a protein of 172 amino acids. Gene Ontology annotation, molecular function: peptidyl-prolyl cis-trans isomerase activity. The transcript has a single exon. Gene Ontology annotation, biological process: protein peptidyl-prolyl isomerization; protein folding.
AUGGCAGCUAACCCCAAGGUGUUCUUUGAUAUUACCGCCGGCGGCUUUCCUCUUGGCCGGAUUACAAUGGAGCUCUACUCCGAUAUAACACCUUUUACAGCCGAAAACUUCCGUGCUCUGUGCACGGGAGAAAAGGGAAUUGGCCGAAGCGGCAAACCCCUUCACUAUAAGGGUUCAUCAUUCCACCGUGUGAUCCCUGGCUUCAUGUGUCAGGGUGGAGAUAUCACAACCGGAAACGGAACUGGUGGAGAGUCGAUCUAUGGGGCCUACUUCGGCGACGAGAACUUCGUGAAGAGACACACCGGACCUGGUAUUCUGUCCAUGGCUAACGCUGGACCCAACACCAACGGUUCUCAGUUCUUCAUUUCUACUACUACGACUCACUGGCUUGAUGGAAAGUAUGUCGUGUUUGGACAUGUUACUGAGGGUUUGGAAGUAGUGUUGGAGAUGGAGCUUUACGGUUCCCUCAAUGGCGAGACUGCCAAGCCAAUUGUGAUAGCUGACUGCGGUCAGAUUUGA